This is a messenger RNA of Pogona vitticeps (central bearded dragon), 1697 nucleotides long. NCBI's taxonomy places the organism in Eukaryota, Metazoa, Chordata, Lepidosauria, Squamata, Agamidae. The record is from RefSeq and is a predicted model, not a curated record.
AAAUUUUUUAAGACCAUGGUUACUUUAAUGCAUUUAGUGUCUCCAGUUGGUGCUAUUGAGUUUACACUAAACCACCCCAAUCUACCUCUUGUUGAAUCAAUAACUGAAAUUUCUCCACAUUUAACUAAGCAGUCUGAGUCUUGUCUCUUUCUAGUGUGCAAAUAUGUGGCUUUGGAACUGAAAUCCUCAUUUGAUGAAACUGGCAGGACCAAGGAGGUGAUUGACACAAAGUAUGGCUUUUUGGAUGGCAAAGCAUCCAAAAUCAAGUACACAAAAUCAGACAUACGUUUAAUUGAGGUGGUAGAAAACCUCUGCAAGAGGCUUUUGGAGUACAACCUGCACAAAGAGAGGCCAGGAAGCAACAGGUUUGCGAAGGGCAUGUCUGAGACAUUUGAAACACUCCAUAAUUUGGUGCAGAAAGGAGUCAAAGUGGUGAUGGACAUUCCUUAUGAACUGUGGAAUGAAACUUCUGCCGAAGUGUCUGAUCUUAAGAAACAGUGUGAGAUAAUGGUGGAAGAAUAUGAAGACGUGAUUGAAGAUUGGUACAGAAACUAUCAGGAAGAGGAUAUUUCCCAAUUUCUGUGUGCAAAUCAUGUCUUAAAAGGAAAAGACACCAGCUGUCUAACAGAGCAGUGGAGUGGCAAGAAGGGGGAUUUGGCAAGUUCGGGACAGAAGAAAGGAAAGAAAAAGGAGGGCAAAGGCAAAAAGACUGCCAAAAAGAAAAAGAGUCACGAAGACAAGGACAAGCAGGAAAGAGAGACUGUCAAGGCAAGCGUGGAGGACGCACCUGCAGCAGUCGAGGAGAAAGAAGAGGCUGUUCAGAAGCUAGAGCCACUGUUGCACAGCACCGAUGAGCUGUAGGUUGCCAACCCUUCCCUCGUGUGGGCUUGCAAGCUUGCCUUCAGGCCACAGAGACCUGCUUUAGCUCAUUGGAGUUACAAGAUGGCGAUUCUCACUUCCCGGAGGAAUGUGCAAGUCUGCCCCUGCAGGGCAACGCUCUGCGGUUAUGUGAACUUCAGCUAUCCAGUGUUAAUUCAACCUUGCCCCGGGGCGGAGUGGGUGAAACCCAGAUGGUCCCUUUCACACUUGGAGAAGCAGUCGGCCAGAAAGGAGAGAAGGUGAGGGCCCGCGUGCCUCAGCUGGGAUGGCUUGCCUUCAAAACCUGAGGCUGCCGCCCAUGUUGAUUUCCUCCUUUCCUUCUCUGCUUCGACCUUCCAAAAACAACUGGAGGAGGAUAGGAGGAAGAUGCAAGACAGCAAGAUUGAAACUCACUGCAAGCUCACUUUUCAGACCCAUGACUAGGACAAGCAUCUUAAUAAUCAGCCCAGUGGGCUACAUAAGGGACAUUUCUGUAAGUCACUUUGGAAGGUGGGUGGUCUAGUUCUGCUUUUCAUAGCUAUCAUGUUGUAGAUCAUGUUUUAGAUCAUUGAGUUUGCUUGGAGGGAAGUGGAGAUGAGGGUUCUCCCAGCGGAAUUAAAGGCACUCUCGUUUCGCUGCUUUGUUUUGUUAAAUUCCUUUUGCCUUUUCCCCUUCUCACCUUAAGGAAUCAGGUCCUUUAGCAGCUCUAGUCUGGAGAGUAUUUGCAGGUGUUUGUGAUGCUUUCCUCCCACCCACCACUUGUCCUCCCUUGCUGCAGAGAAUAUGCUUCUCAUUUCCUAAAGUCCUGCAAAGUGUGUAAAUAAAUAUUUUUUGCAUAA